Thecamonas trahens ATCC 50062 is the source of this 1306-nucleotide messenger RNA. RefSeq lists its product as uncharacterized. NCBI's taxonomy places the organism in Eukaryota, Apusomonadida, Apusomonadidae. The record is from RefSeq and is a predicted model, not a curated record. The coding region runs from base 1 to 1281 and encodes 426 amino acids. Gene Ontology annotation, biological process: maturation of 5.8S rRNA; maturation of LSU-rRNA. Gene Ontology annotation, cellular component: preribosome, large subunit precursor. The transcript has 2 exons.
AUGGCGAUGGCCAUUGCCACCGCCAUUGCCAUUGCCACCGCUAUCGGCAUCACAGUCGCCAUCACUGCCAUUCCCAUUCCCCAGGGCGGACAGAAGGAGAGCAGCGAGUCAUGCUCGUCAGACUCGGGCUCGGCUGGCAGGGAGCCCGUCCGCAAGCGCCAGCGGCGCAGCCUCCCCUCAUCCUCCCCAUCCGCCGCCUCGUCGGCUGCCUCGUCGGCUGCUGCCUCCAGCAUGGCCUCGGCAAGCUCGAGCGGCGGCGAGGACUACGAGUACGAAGGCGAGUACGAGGGCGAGUACGAGGGCGCGUCCGAGGGAGCGUCCGAAGGCGAGGAGGUGCCGGACGACGACGUGGUGGACGAUGACGAUGGCGCCGAGCCCGAGGACAGCCUGGUGGCCGGCGGCAAGGCUGUGUUUGACUCGGCCUUUGAGGGCGACGAGCUGGCGGUGAGCGCGCUGAACAAGAACCUGGCCAAGGCCAAGGCCAAGUUCCUGGCCAAGCACGGGGCGGGCGAUGGGAGCGAGAGUGGCGAGGGUGAGGGCGAUGGCCGCGAAGAGCUGAUGCUGGCCGGCUCGGACGAUGACGACGACGGCGCUGGGAGCGAGGGCGAGGAUGAGCCCAACGCCUUUGGCCGCGCCUUUGCCAAGGUCAUGGGCACUUCUCUGGGCGCUGCUGCCAAGAAGCCUAUUUUGGCCAAGAACAAGUCGCUGGUGACCAAGAUCAACGCCGAGAUCAAGGCCUCGCGGGCCAAGAAAAAGUCUGAGGCGCUUGCCCGCGCCAUGCGCAAGGAGCGCGGACACAACCCGCAGCCGCCGAUCUCCACCAAGUUUGAGCUCUCCAUGGCCAAGUUUGCCACCAUGGGCGUGGUCCAGCUCUUCAACGCCGUCAGCACCCACCAGCGCUCGCUCAACGAGGCGCUCGAGGGCAAGAUCAUCACCGCCCCGCGGGUCGACAACAUCUCCAAGGACUCGUUCCUCGACCUGCUUCAGAAGACCCAGGCCAUGCAGGCCAAGCAGGCCGACUCCCUCCGUCGCUCGGCCGCCGGCGCCCGCCACGGCCAGGCCGACGCCGACGCUGCCCCGGCCGCGGGCUACCUCCGCGACUCGUUCGCCUCGGCCGGCUCAAAGACCCUCAAGGACUGGGACAAGGCCGGCUCAGACUCGGACGACGAGGCCAGCGGCGAAGACGCCGAUCCGGCUGCCACAAAGGCUGCUGCCAAGGCUGCCAAGAAGAAGGCCCGCCGCCGCCGCAAGAAGCUAGCCUACGCUGCCCAGCGCGGGUAGACGAGGUCGUCUCGGAUAAACCAUA